AUGGGUCAUCCAGCAGGAUUGAGGGCGGGUACCCGUUAUGCCUUUUCCAGGCAAUUUCGUGCGAAGGGUAUGAUCAAGCUGUCUACCUACUUACGCCAAUACAAAGUCGGAGACAUCGUUGAUAUCAAGGCCAACGGAGCUGUCCAGAAGGGAAUGCCCCACAAGGUCUACCACGGAAAGACUGGCGUUGUCUACAAUGUCACCAAGAGCGCAGUCGGUGUCAUCAUCUACAAGAAGGUCAAGCACCGCUACAUCGAGAAGCGAGUCAACCUCCGAGUCGAGCACGUUUCCCUAUCACGAUCAAGAGAAGAGUUCGUCCGAAGAGUCAAGGCCAACGCUGAGCUCAAGAAGAAGUCAAAGUCGGAGGGCACACACGUUCACUUGAAGAGACAACCGGCUAUGCCACGGGAGGCGAGAACCAUUACGAUGAAGGAGAAUGUCCCCGAAACGAUCGUGCCAAUUGCAUACGAGACAACUAUCUAA
Molecule: messenger RNA, 483 nt
Organism: Mollisia scopiformis
Lineage: Eukaryota; Fungi; Ascomycota; Leotiomycetes; Helotiales; Mollisiaceae
Product: 60S ribosomal protein L21
Exons: 4
Coding region: 1-483 (160 amino acids)
Biological process (GO): translation
Cellular component (GO): cytosolic large ribosomal subunit; ribosome
Molecular function (GO): structural constituent of ribosome
Source: RefSeq, a predicted model, not a curated record